Molecule: messenger RNA, 1824 nt
Organism: Cladophialophora bantiana CBS 173.52
Lineage: Eukaryota; Fungi; Ascomycota; Eurotiomycetes; Chaetothyriales; Herpotrichiellaceae
Exons: 6
Coding region: 1-1824 (607 amino acids)
Biological process (GO): transmembrane transport
Molecular function (GO): transmembrane transporter activity
Source: RefSeq, a predicted model, not a curated record
AUGACAUCCAACAAGGUGCCCGAGAAACAAGUCGAUGCGGAGACUGAAAACGCAAAACCAAAGCAUGUGGAACAGGUGGAUGAUAAGAGCCACGGUACGACUGAAGAUGUUGUUCGACUCGAGAGGCAAGACUCAAACACAACGGAGAAUCUCGACAAUCUCGUCUACGACAAUGAAGAAGAGGAACCUGAACUUCACAUGCGGACAUACCUUGCGCUUGCUUCCAUCUACCUACUUCUCGUUGGCCAAGGUCUUGCUUUUCAAGGACCGCCAUCCGUGCUGCCCUAUAUCGGUGCGGAUCUUGGAGACAACGUCCAGCAAGCUUGGAUUCCCAAUGCGCUCAUCCUGGUUCAGGCAGUGCUUGGGCCAGUCAUCUGUUCCGCGUCGGAUGUCUUUCAAGCUCGAAAACCCAUUCUAGUGGGCUCUUGUCUCUUGUCAUUGGUAGGAUCAGCCAUCGCGCCCGGAGCCACCAAUAUAAACAGAGUCAUUGGGGCACAGUGUCUGCUUGGCGUCGGACUAGCAGCUGUACCACUCAGCUAUGUGGUUCCUAGCGAGAUAUUGCCUCGAAAGUGGAGACCCAUGGCUCAAGCCUCCACAGGGAUCGUCGCAGCUCUUAUGGCCGUGGUAGGACCCCUGUCCAUCGGCGCAUUGAUCAAGAGAGACAGCCAUAAUGGCUGGCGACAGUACUACUGGAUCGAGUUUGCCUUUUGGGCGGCAGCUGCAAUCGGCAUACUUUUGGGCUACCGCCCUCCAAAGAGACAUACCCGCCUGGACCAUCUAUCACUCUGGCAGAAACUAGGUCACCUCGACAUCCCCGGGUGUUUCUUGCUCACUAUUGGCUUGACACUAUUCACCUUCGGUCUCAGUGUCGGUGGUGGUGUCUAUCCGUGGGCUAGUGCGCGCACAUUAGCAACCCUCGUUGUUGGGUUUGUUUUCCUUGUAUUUUUUGGAGUCUACGAAUGGAAAUGGACUACAACUGGAGUGCUCGACCAUGAAUUGUUCCGAGGAGGAAAGGACCGAGGCAGGACCUUCGCCAUAUGCAACGCACUGAUAUUCAUCGAAGGUGUUCUUGGCAUGGGAUUCAUUGUCUUCUACGGGGUUGUGUCGAACUUUCUGUUUACCCAAGACCCUUUCAUGACAGCUGUUCGUGUACUGGCAUUUAACGGCUUCUUUCUUUUGAGCUGCCCGUUCUGGGGUCUUGUCAGCACCAAACUCCGCAUAGUCCGAGAACCUCUGCUUGCGGGAUUCGUCUUCCUUACCGCCGGCACUCUCGGCAUGGCGACUUUACAACCGGGACAAAAUGCGAACCAACUUAUCUUCGGAGCGAUUGGAGGCUUCGGGUUUGGUUCUCUACUGAUUUUGAUAGUGACUGCUGUCCAAUUGUCAACGCCGCACAGUCACAUCGCAACGGCGACUGCAUUGACGAAUUCCAGUCGAUCAGUAGGAGGCCUUAUUCUCACUGCGGGUAUGAGCACGGCCUUGUCUAAUGGUCUCAUUUCGAAGGUCCCGAGUUAUGUCGCCAAGGCUGCAGUGACUGCUGGGCUUGCAAGCAGCUCAAUCGAAGCGUUUGUUGGGGCUCUUACCGGCAACGAUCCGAGCGCAUUAGCCAGAAUUCCUGGUAUAACUCCAGAGAUUACUGCCAAAGGUCUUGCGGCACUACAACAUGCCUAUGCAGACUCACUUCGUGUGAUCUACAUAAUGGCUGCUCCCUUUGGUGUGGUCGCCAUCAUAGCCUGUCUCUUCCUGGGCGAUAUGAAGAAGACAAUGACUUAUCGCGUGGAUGCCCCCAUGGAGGACCUGCAUGCUAGGCACCAUCAUGAUUAG